Messenger RNA from Castor canadensis (American beaver), 1204 nucleotides. The record is from RefSeq and is a predicted model, not a curated record. Lineage: Eukaryota; Metazoa; Chordata; Mammalia; Rodentia; Castoridae.
GACUGUCGGCGACCCAGCACCGCAGCUGUCCAGCACCGCGGAUCAGCUGGAUGGUGGACACUCGGCGCCACAGGCACCCCGGGGGACGUCCUGUGCAGAGCCUGCUGAGUGCCCGGUGACCCUUCGUUCUACUCCUUUGCUUAUGACUUUACCCGAUGCUGAGGACGAGGUUCGGGGUCGGGGGAGAAGGGAAGGUUAAAAUUAGGAUCGCCGUCGCCUCUGCCGGCAGAGACGCGCAUUUUUAGGGAGGCUGCCGGCCUGGAUCUUAGCUUCAGUAAACUCGGUGGGGCAUUAAAGCGCUCCGCAGCGGCGAUUGGUGUGUGCCCCACCCCCGCCAUCCCCUUACGCUGUGCUGCAAAGUACGCCUUGUAGUAGGAAUACUGCUUCGCUGGUGACCUGUAGUCAAGGGCCGAAGAAGACUGAUCAAACUAGGCAGCAGCUCAGGAUGGCUCCCACCCAGGAAGAAACACGCAAACAAGGUAGGAAAAGUGCAGGCGAAGUGGAAAGUAGGAAGUGAGGUUCGUGGGGGCGGGGCUGGCGGGAGUCAUCCGGAGCCAAUCAUUGGCGCGGGGCCGUGCGACGUCACAGCCAAUGGACGCCCAGCGCGCGACUUUCAAUUCCUUUUUCCGCCCAAUCGCGAAAAGACGGUGCCUAUAAAGCCUGCUGCGGCGGACGGGCGCUGUUUCUGCUCGCACAGCGUCGCCGCUGAGUAGGUGGUUUUGUUUUGCUAUGGCCCGCACCAAGCAGACCGCUCGCAAGUCCACCGGCGGCAAGGCCCCGCGCAAGCAGCUGGCCACCAAGGCGGCUCGUAAGAGCGCGCCGGCCACGGGUGGCGUGAAGAAGCCGCACCGCUACCGGCCGGGCACCGUGGCCCUGCGCGAGAUCCGGCGCUACCAGAAGUCGACCGAGCUGCUGAUCCGCAAGCUGCCGUUCCAGCGGCUGGUGCGCGAGAUCGCGCAGGACUUCAAGACCGACCUGCGUUUCCAGAGCUCGGCCGUGAUGGCGCUGCAGGAGGCGAGCGAGGCCUACCUGGUGGGCCUGUUCGAGGACACGAACCUGUGCGCCAUCCACGCCAAGCGCGUGACCAUCAUGCCCAAGGACAUCCAGCUGGCCCGCCGCAUCCGCGGGGAGAGGGCUUAACUGCGUUCGUGCUCGCCUCGACGUUCCAAUCGCAUCCAACGGCUCUUUUCAGAGCCACCCACGC